AGCAUGUUUCCCCCCCUUGAGCAAAAGAUGCUGCAGAGCAACCCGGACUUUGCCAAGCUCUACCGGGUCAUCACCACGGCCAUCCUGAACCCGGAUGGCUCGACCAAAGAAGAUGCCGAGGCCAAGGAUCGAGCCGCGGUGCAAAAGGGCCUGGACAAGCAUCGUCACAAAGCAACAAGGCACUACCUCCUAGAGCGCGCCAUCGCAACCGCCACGCCUCCCGAGCCGAAGCCCUCAUCAUCGUCAUCAUCAUCAUCAACAACAACACCAUCCACGAGGCUCUCCCGAGCCAGCGAGCGUCUGCAGCAGCGACAAGCGCAGUCCUCGGCCGAAGCCACGCCAGAAGCCCUCCUCGAGCUCCUCCUCGUCCUGCCCUCGUUCCUCGAUGCCGUGGACACGCUGGCCCCGGACUCCCUCGCCCUCCUGCUGUCCAGCCCGCCGCUCUCCGACUUUGAGGCUCUCCUGCCGGACCUCGCCGACCUGAUUGCGUGCAGCCUGCACGCCUCCGCCCUCGGCCUCGCCCGCAUCGUCCACCCCACCAUGAACCCGUCCUACCUCCACCGCCACGUCGCCUCCCUGCCCAAGGACCUCGCCGCCCUCAACGCGAGCCUGGCCGCCGCCGAGGAGACGCUCAAGGCGGCCCGCAUCCGCACCGUCUCGUCCCUCACAAGGCUGCUCCAGAUCCUGUCCGAGUGCCUCACGUGCCUCGUGCGCACCCUCGAGGCCAAGCACGGCGUCAUCGCCCGCAGCCUGGAGCUCCGCGCGUCCGACGUCUCCCUCGAGGCCCAGCGCGCCGAGAAGCUCGCCGAGCAGGCGCUGUGGAAGCUCAGGCGGGACGUGUACUCGCCCGAGAGCGCGGCCGCGCUGCAGCGCUACGGGGCUCAUCUGAAGGAUGCCAAUGCGCGGAUUGCGGAGAGGGCGCGGAGGUUGCAGGCUGAGCUUGAUGCUCGUGAUGGGCAUUCUCGGGGUGACUUGCAUCAUCAUCAUCAUGAUGAUGGUGAUGAUGAUGAUGAGGGGAGAGUUUCAUCGAGACAGGCUGCCGUGGGAUAUUUCGACAACGGAAAGCAUGUGGACGAUGCCCAAAGGGACAUGGACCGAUUA
Molecule: messenger RNA, 1101 nt
Organism: Trichoderma reesei QM6a
Lineage: Eukaryota; Fungi; Ascomycota; Sordariomycetes; Hypocreales; Hypocreaceae
Exons: 2
Source: RefSeq, a predicted model, not a curated record